AUGGCGAUCACUCCUUCUUCGAAAUCGCAUGCGAUGCCAAAACUGACUGCAAUUCUGGACCGACUUGGCUUGAACGAGUAUCUUCAGGUCCUUACCGAAAACGGGUUUUACAGCUGGGAAACCGUUGUCGACAUUACCGAGGAAGAUCUAACGGCUCUGAAUUUCAAACUUGGUCACCGGCGAGCAUUACAACGAGAAAUUGCUACGUUUCGAGGAAUUCCAUCAUCUCUAUCUUUGGGACCUGAACCUGAACCUGAACCUGAACUAUCAAUCGAAACAACAUCUCUAUCAACAACUGCUCUCGAGACGCUGGUCCGGCAGACAGCUACCCCACCACCGCCACAACCGCGGGAAAAAAGACGAUACAGGCGGCACCCCCGGCCAGACUCUAAUGCACCGAAGAAACCGAAAACGGCUUACGUGAAUUUUGCGGAUCAUCUCCGAACAGACCCUGUAGUCAGCCAACUUUCCUUUGUGCACAUCGCAAGAGAAGUUGGCCGAAGAUGGCAAGAAUUACAGCCUGAGGAGAAGCGAGUAUGGGAAAGCAAUGCAGCCCGGGCCAUGCAGGAGUUCGAAGCUCAAAUGGACGAAUAUAAGAAAACCGAUGAAUGGCGUAAAUAUCAGGUCUACCUAAACGACUUCAGGUCACAUCAGUCUUUAGCGACAUCAGUGAAACGUCCGAGUACAAGCCGGUCGAUAUCGCGCGUCCCCAAGGAUCAUCCACGUGCCAGCCCAGACUCUUCCGACAGUCCAAAUUCCUGGCCCUCGAGUUCAUCAAUGGCGACGGAGGCUGAAGUAUGCCAUAAUGCUCUUACGCUGGCAUUUAGUGAGCUGGUGUCGCUUCGAGGCGAAAUUCUCAACCAGGGAUCGCAACCGUAUGACGAGCUUCAUCUACCGUCCGAAGAGCUUACUCGUCGAGCAGCGUAUGCGUUUGUUCGAGGCACCGGUUCGCUCUUGUACAUGUGGACUUAUGAACAGGUCAAUGAAGUUCUUGACAGAGUCUACAGGCCACAAAAAAGAGUAGAUGCAAUGACCCUCGCAGAGUGCUUUACAAUUGCCGCAAUGGGCGCCCACUAUGACAUGGAAUGCUUUCCUGACCGGAUUCGUAAAAUGCUGUAUGCAUCGGGUACUUUACAUUUCCAUGAGAAGACUGCCCGACAAGAUUAUUUGCGCACUAUGCGUCUUCUUUUGUCAAUGUCCUUCUAUGCGCUGCUCGAGAAGCAUAUGAGCGCCAGAUACCUUAUCGCGGCGGGACUGCAGAUAGCUCGUUGGAAGUGUCCACCUCUACACACCGUAGUGGUGGGUGACAUUUGGAGAAAGAUCUUCCGGAGCUUGAUCUUCAUGGACAGUUGGCUCUCAUACACAUUGGGCUAUGCCUCUGAGGCUACACCCAACGACGUCCAGAUCGCCUGCUCCUCAAAUCGACCGGAUUUGAUAACGAUAGAUGAACUUAUCCAUACGCAGACAAGUAAGAUUGGCCUAAUAGCGGCCGAAAUCUCCAAGACCCUUGCAUCACCAGAGCUCGCUACUCGUGAGAAUGUUACUAUGCUCACCAAGAAGCUCGAGGCUUGGCGUAUGGAAGUGCCUAUCAUGCUACAGAUUCCUACUCUCACUUCUAGUCAUCCUCCAGACUUGACAGUAUACCAGAGGCGUGCUAUCCUGAUGGUCCACAUUAUGUACCUUGGCGCACUCAUCCUACUAUAUCGUCAAUUACUAGUUGCUACAGCCGAGAGUCAAUUGACUGGUGACGCUGCAUGCAAUCUGAAUUUUUCAGCCGACGAUUCUCGCAGGCAUCGAGAUGAAUGUGCGGUAGCAGCCCAGCAGAUUACCCGCAUUCUGGGGUUGAUUCAUUUUGACGGCACAUUGACCAAGCGCUGCUGGCUGAUCAUUUACUGGUCUUUCACAUCCGCCAUCGUCCUUCUUUUCAGCGCCACAACAAAACUCAUGGACAACCAAACCGACGGUGUUGACGCAGAUCUCACGUACGCCAAAGCAUGCAUGGACAUCUUGGAACCCUGUCGCAGCUUUGAACCGAUAUCAGCUCGUUAUCUUGACAUACUGCAGCCAUUGUAUGACUCGUUGCGCGACGUCCACCAGCGAAUGGUUGUCAGGGCAAAGACUAGCAUCUUCUCCUUGCUGCAGGCAGAUUCAGGUUUGCUGAGUCCUCCUGUUCUGGUCUCGAGGCAAGAGAUGGGCCCAAUUUCCGAGAAGCUGUCCAUACUCCUCACCGAUCCCUUUGGCCGAAAACAGAACGUGUUCGGCGACGGAAGUACGAGACGCUUGCUGAACGCAGAUGGCUCAUGUUCAGUCUUUUGGUGGAGGUGA
Dothidotthia symphoricarpi CBS 119687 is the source of this 2325-nucleotide messenger RNA. RefSeq lists its product as uncharacterized. NCBI's taxonomy places the organism in Eukaryota, Fungi, Ascomycota, Dothideomycetes, Pleosporales, Dothidotthiaceae. Gene Ontology annotation, cellular component: nucleus. The transcript is spliced from 6 exons. Gene Ontology annotation, molecular function: protein binding. Gene Ontology annotation, biological process: regulation of gene expression. The record is from RefSeq and is a predicted model, not a curated record. Bases 1 to 2325 code for a protein of 774 amino acids.